Messenger RNA from Encephalitozoon cuniculi GB-M1, 1353 nucleotides. RefSeq lists its product as uncharacterized. The coding region runs from base 1 to 1353 and encodes 450 amino acids. Lineage: Eukaryota; Fungi; Microsporidia; Unikaryonidae. The transcript has a single exon. The record is from RefSeq and is marked provisional. Gene Ontology annotation, molecular function: protein binding.
AUGAGGCUGGAAAAGCUUACCAUCACAAGAAAAAGAAGACAGGAGUACAGUGAGUUUAUUGCUAACGACGCAAAUUGGAAUGAGCAAAGACUGGCACUAGUAAGGCUGUAUGACAUACAUCAGAUGUAUCAGAAUGCUGGGGUGGUUGGAGAUGCAGUGCCAGACAGAUCAGCCAAGUCGUCAUUCAAGACUCCAAGGGGAAUCACCAUAGUUGGGUAUAAGCUACAUCUUGUCAGGUUGGCUCUUAUCGACGGGCGUCCAUUUAGACUCAACUUUGAGGCAAAGCGGUACCAUUUCAACCAAACAAACAUUACGUUCCUGCUUGGGAUGAUCAAGAACAAACCCAAGCUGGUUUAUUCAAUGCUUAGCAACGGCUUUCCUAGUAGCAUCAACUCGCCGAUAUUCGGAAGCCCUGCGUUUCCCACAUACUUCCAUCUUGCAUGUGCAAUGCAUUCCGACGUGCUGUCCGUCUUUCUAGAAUUCUCCCCUAACUACUCUCUAUGCUGGAAUGGGCUUACUCCACAGAUGAUUGCACUAUUUGGUGGUAAGUCUCUAGAGGCCAAGCAGCCCUUUAACUUCGUUUCAAUGAAACAAUAUAGCCUGCUGAACUCGUUCAGAGGACUCAAGUUAGUAGAGACAGAUGAAAAGCCCAUUUUCCUGAUAGAUUUUCUGUGCAUGGAGGGCGAUAUGGAGGGUGCCAAGAAAAUACUCAGCAGAAACCCAGAGUUGUCCAAGGCCAGCAGGCUAUGCUACCUAAUCCAGGACGACAUAGAAUGGAUCAUGUUCCUAAGCAGGUAUCAGACAUCCGUGCACCAGGAGUUCAAUGGGAUUUCCCCCCUUCAUCUAAGUUCCAUUAAUAACAACUUCGAAGGACUGGUUGCAUUCGUGGCAUUGGGAUCCCACAUCAACUCCAGAGACAGCCUAGGAAACACUGCAAUGCACUAUUGUGCAAUGCUGCGGCAUUUCAUGUGCUUGGAGCUGCUCAUCAGGCUUGGCGGAAACAUGACCAUGGUGAACAGAGAGGGAGUUAGCACUGAGGACAUCCUGAUCAGCCAGGGGAAGACCUUCGACAUUAAAGAAGUGGAUGUGGAGCUUCAGGAGGCUCUCUUCCAGAUUCUAGGGGAUUCUGUAGAGUUUAAGCAUUACCUGUCGAUAAUCGACAGAAUCAAAUAUAAUUGUAGCCACACCAUCGUCAAGAAGAAUAGAUUCACGAUAACAUCACUGCUAAAUCUGCCGCAUAAAAUUGACUACACAGAGGACUUAGUGUGCAAAGUUGGAGGAAUCAAGGAGGUCAAGAGAAAUAAGUAUUCACCGCAUAGGACAUUUCAGGUAUUUUUGGAUUACAUUCAAUAA